AGCUCACCCUUAAAAAAAAGCGUACAAUUCCGUGGUUUCAGUACGUUCCUCUAAUUCCAGAACAUUUUUCUUUCUGAGGUGUCUCCCCUCAAGUUCACUCCCCAGCUGGGGGACCUUGGACAAGUCGCCCAAGCCCCAGGUUGUCUAAGGACACGCUGAGCUCCGACAGAGCCCCGCCGCGGUGGCGUGCACAGUCGGGUCAGGUGCGUGGCACCUCCCCCUAGUCCACCGGCCCCGCACAACACGUUACCGUUCGAUUACACUGUAAUUAAACUUAAGCUUGUAGCAUUUUUCUGUUAAACACACUGUAGUUUUCCUGGACUGCACUGGCUUGAUGUCCACCUAGAGCCGCAUUGUUCCCCGCAAACUGCUCGGGGACCCUGAGACCGUACAAACAAACAGGCGAACACACCCCAAACCCGCCCAAAGGGCCGCGCUGCAGCGCAGACGCAGCCUGAGAGCGUCAGCGCGCAUGCGCCCAGGCGCAUCCAUUUCCUAUCCCACCCCCGCCGUCGCGUCGAUGGUUUCGUCCGCGGCGGAGGUGGGGCCACGCGUGGCGCGAAAAUCGGCGCGAAGCGCAGCCCCACUUCCGUCGGUGGCUCCGCUCCCGCUCUCGCCCUCGCCAUGGCGCAGCGCCGUCUCACCGACUUCUUCGCGCGUCGCCGUCCCGGAACUCGCGCCGCCUCGUCGCGGGCCAAGCCGAUCUGGCGCACCCCUAGCCCCGCCAAGCCCUCGCCCCGCGCCUCGGCCCUCACCAUGGGCGGCAGCCGCAAGCGCGCCCGCCCGCCAGCAGAGCCCGUGCACGAUAAGCCCUCGCCGCCCGCACGCAGGAAGCUGAGGCUGCCCGCCGACGCGGUCUGUGGUCCUGGCUCCCCAGCUGCCCCUGGCUCCCCGGCUGCCCCUGGCUCCCCAGCUGCCCCUGGCUCCCCGGCUGCCCCUGGCUCCCCGGCUGCCCCUGGCUCCCCAGAGCACUCCUCUCCAAGGAAGAAGACAAAGAAAGCUGCUCUCUCAGCUGGUCAGCUGCCCAGACUGACACCCCAGGAGGAGAAGGUCCCCUCGAAAGUCACCUUCUCUGAGCUCAAGUCGUGCCUGCAGCGGGCCCGGGAGCUGGGGGCACGGGUCCAGGAGCUGAGGGCAAGUGCCCAAAGGAAUGAAGCUGGGGAACCAAAUGUGCCGGAAGCCGAGAGACACCCAGCAGAGACAUGUGGAGAGAAAGCGCCUGCGUACCAGCGCUUCCACGCCCUGGCCCAGCCCGGCCUCCCCGGCCUCGUGCUGCCCUACAAGUACCAGGUGUUGGCCGAGAUGUUCCACAGCAUGGACACCAUCGUGGGCAUGCUCUAUAACCGCUCUGAGACUGUGACCUUCGCCAAAGUCAAGCGGGGUGUCCAGGACAUGAUUCGCAAGCGCUUUGAGGAGCGCAACGUGGGCCAGAUCAAAACGGUGUAUCCCACGUCCUACCGCUUCCGCCAAGAGCGCAACGUCCCCACCUUCAAGGACGGCAUCAAGAGGUCUGAUUAUCAGCUCACCAUUGAGCCACUGUUUGACCAGGAGGCUGGCAACAUGGCCCCCCAGCUCACGGCCUCACGACUACUGCGGCGGCGGCAGGUGUUUAGCCAAAAUCUGGUGGAACGCGUCCGAGAGCACCACAGGGCCUUCCUGGCCUCCCUGAACCCCCCCAUGGUGGUGCCUGAGGACCAGCUGACGCGCUGGCACCCCCGCUUCAAUGUGGAUGAAGUGCCUGACAUCAAGCCUGCUGAGCUGCCCCAGCCACCCACUACCGAGAAGGUGGCCACUGCCCAGGAGGUGCUGGCUCGUGCCCACAGCCUGAUGUCGCCCAGGAUGAAGAAGGCCUUGAGUGAUCUGGCCCUGCGCACAGCCGAGCCCAGCAGCCCAGGGUUCCCUAGCCCUGUACUGCCGGCCACCCCCCCAGCUACUCCACCUGCCCCCCUGAAGGGGGUGUCCCAGGACUUGCUGGAGCGGAUCCGGGCCAAGGAGGCACAGAAGCAGCUGGCCCAGAUGACACGGCGCCCUGAGCAGGAGCAGCGGCUGGAGCGGCUAGAGCGGCUGCCUGAGCUGGCCCGGGUGCUGCGUAGUAUCUUUGUGUCUGAGCGCAAGCCGGCACUCACCCUGGAUGUGGCCUGUGCCAAGAUGGUGGACAGUUACCACGUGGCCAUGAGCCCAGGGGAGAUGGAGAAGCACGUAGAGCUGCUGUCUGAGCUGCUGCCUGACUGGCUCAGUCUCCACCGCAUCCGCACUGACACCUAUGUGAAGCUGGAUAAGGCCGCUGACCUGGCGGGUGUCACUGCACAGCUGGCCCGCCUUGCACGUGCUGAGGCACUGUGAGCCUGCCAGCUGCGCAGCAAACACCAUCGUGGGCUGAGGCCCUGGCCGGGCCCGCUGGGCCUGUUUUAUUCCCUUUACGAACACGCACUUCUGCUCUCGCCUCCGAGUGGCCCUGAGCAUCAGAGGCUGGGCUGGGCUCUGGCGGCAGGGCCUGCGGGUCUCUGGCCAGGGUGGGUGGUACGCCCACCUCGUACAGCACAUUGUAAUUAAACUAGUUUCUCUUGGCUUUGUCUUGGCUACACUGGAGGUGCAGGGAUGUGGGGUGUUGGGGUGGGGAGGAUGGCUUUGCUGCCAUCGGGUCAUGCAGUGUGGUUGACAGGAUAACAUGCCUCCCAGAUCGAUACCCACGAAGGGAUCUUGAGACGGGAGUUGAUCCUGGAUUAUCCGGUUGGCCCAGUGUCAUCAGAGGGCCGUCGUAAGAGGGAGAAAGGAGCAGAGAUUGGAGGGUGGUGUACCGUUGGCUUUGAAGAUGGGAUGUGGGGUCAUGAGCCACAGAAUGUGGGAGGCCUUUAGACUGGGAAAGGCAUGGAAUGGAUUCUCCAUGGGGCCUCCAGAAGGCACCAGCCCCGUCUAUACCUUGAUGUUUUAGUAUAGUUGGCAUACUGUAUCUGGAUUCAACUGAUCGAAAAUUCAAAGGGAAAAAAGUUACGUUGUUGCUGACAUGUACAGUGGUACCUCGGUUUUCGAACAUAAUCCGUUUCAGAAGACCAUUCGAGUUCUGAAACGGUUGAAAAUAGGCAU
Rhinolophus ferrumequinum (greater horseshoe bat) is the source of this 3084-nucleotide messenger RNA. It is a transcript of the gene CDT1, whose product is annotated as chromatin licensing and DNA replication factor 1. Lineage: Eukaryota; Metazoa; Chordata; Mammalia; Chiroptera; Rhinolophidae. The transcript is spliced from 11 exons. Gene Ontology annotation, cellular component: nucleus. The record is from RefSeq and is a predicted model, not a curated record. Gene Ontology annotation, biological process: DNA replication checkpoint signaling; DNA replication preinitiation complex assembly; mitotic cell cycle. Gene Ontology annotation, molecular function: DNA binding; DNA polymerase binding. The coding region runs from base 625 to 2343 and encodes 572 amino acids.